AUGGCGUCGCCAACGCCGGAGAAUGAACAGCUGGCUAAACCCACCUUUAAAUCGAUCUACGGAUACGAUUUCAAAAAUGAGCAGGACCCGUUCUUUGUAAAUGGCAUUCAAGCCUCGCUCAACCUCCUUGAUGCCUCAAUAAUGAGCAAUUUUUUGGUCAACUUAUUUCCAACUCUUUCCAAAGUCCCUGAUUGGUUUCCCGGCACUGCCUGGAAACGCACCGCUCGGAAAUGGAGGGAGCAGAAAAAUUGCGCAGUUAACGCUCCAUAUGAGUGGGCUAAACAGAGAAUUGUGACCGGUGACUUUGAGCCUUCCAUACUUAGCGCAUUGCUAAACGACAAUGAAUCUGGUCCUGCAUCAUCGAUAUCCGAGGAUCAAGAAAAUGAACUGAAGCAGCUCGUAUAUGGUCUAUUUAUUGCUGGCACGGAUACGACGGCUGCUGGCCUUAUGAACUUCAUCGCAGCAAUGGUCUGCAACCCUGAAGCUCAAGUUAAAGCUCAAGCAGAAAUAGACUCCGUGAUAGGCUAUGCAACUAGGCUCCCAACAAUAUCAGACGAAGCUCAUUUGCCUUAUGUCCGUAACCUAAUCCUUGAAGUUUCUCGUUGGUUACCCAUAGGACCUACAGGAGGGCCCCCUCAUGUGUGCUCCGAGGAUAACGUCUAUCAAGGUUAUGAUAUUGAGAAGGGGACAAUGAUAAUAGGAAAUCUUUGGGCAAUGAGUCGGGAUGAAACUGUCUAUGAGAACCCCGAAAGCUUUGAGCCUGAGAGAUUCACCGAUCCAAAAACCCCUCCUCUUCCUGGGUUCGGAUGGGGUAGACGUAAGUGCCCUGGGAUGCAUUUCGCAGAAGCAUCGCUCUUUUUUGUGAUAUCAUCACUUCUCACGACCUUCACCUUUUCUGGUAAGAAGGAUGAAAACGGGAAGGAAAUAAUUCCAAAUAUAGAGGUCGCUCACAACAGUUUAGUCAUUCCACUCAAACCAUUCGAGUUUGAACUUCGAGCUCGGUCCGAGAAACACCGUCAACUCAUUAUUGAGAAUAUUCCUCAAGAUUAA
Messenger RNA from Rhizoctonia solani, 1050 nucleotides. Its product is annotated as cytochrome P450 family protein. The record is from RefSeq and is a predicted model, not a curated record. Gene Ontology annotation, molecular function: iron ion binding; heme binding; oxidoreductase activity, acting on paired donors, with incorporation or reduction of molecular oxygen. Bases 1 to 1050 code for a protein of 349 amino acids. The transcript has 11 exons. Lineage: Eukaryota; Fungi; Basidiomycota; Agaricomycetes; Cantharellales; Ceratobasidiaceae.